AUGAAACAUAGUAUACUCAUCUCCUUGGUCGCCUCCUGGGGUUUAACAGCCUCCGCUUCCAACCAUGCAACUCCGAAAUGCCGUCAAGUUUCUGGCGAUAUCUUGUUCAACGACCAAUUCCAGCUCUACCCAUCGUUCUUUCAGUGGGAUGAUCAGCGCUGCGUUCUGUAUCUCAGCUCAAUCUACAACGCCAGUAUCGCCGUCUGGGACCCCUACAGCUCUUCACUAGAGCGAAUUAUUUCUAUCCCUGGAAUAACCCACAGCCUAGACAAAAGACUCUCCGGGACUAUUAUAGACCCCACAAACAACGUGUUGUCUGCGGUCGUAGAGGCCGCUUCAUUCUUUACAAGCGCGGGAAACGAUGUCAGUGGCGAUAACUUUGUUGUCAAAGUCGAUCUGAACACAUUUGAGACAAAGAAGAUUAACCUGACGGCUGUCACCAAGGGCCAGUACGGGGCGUUUCUCGAUAUCGAUAAUGGCCUUGAUGGAGAUCUUUAUGUUAAUGGCGCUUAUCCUUCCAGUAUCCUUCACGUUGACUGCGAAGACAAGGUCUCCCCUUUAUACGUCCGGGAACCAACCACUCCUCCGCGCUCUUUUGGCUUUGGAGGCGUGGUUCGCGUCGGUCACGAUCUCAUAGCCAGCGAUAACACCAACCAUCAGCUCGUCAAAUUCGCCAUUCACAGUGGUCAUCACUUACCAGUUGUUAUCCCACAGACAAACUAUCACAAUUUCUCCGGUGGAAGUUCCCUCAGCCUUCCUGACCGAUACGGCGGAAAGGUUAUGUUGAUGGCAGAAGAUGUCAUUGAUAAGAACACAUCUGGGGUCUCUGUGUUUAGCUCAAAGGAUAACUGGAAAACAGCCAGGUUCGUUGGCUUUAUUGAGAGUGUUGACAGGAAGUUGUACCCUGCUUCUGGGGCUCUGAGUCAAACUUCUGCGCAUGAGCUUGGCGAGCGGAUUUAUUCGAGCGUGCUGUUCUACGACAACAAGGUGAACCCGACGAUGGGGGGCAAUCGGAGUGACUUUGCGUUGCGGGAUAUCACGGAUUCGGUCGACUCUCUGCUGAAGACAAAUGGGUUCCGUAUAUAG
This is a messenger RNA of Fusarium musae, 1086 nucleotides long. RefSeq lists its product as uncharacterized. The transcript has 2 exons. Lineage: Eukaryota; Fungi; Ascomycota; Sordariomycetes; Hypocreales; Nectriaceae. The record is from RefSeq and is a predicted model, not a curated record. The coding region runs from base 1 to 1086 and encodes 361 amino acids.